UGUGGAUUCUCAUCAUCACUCAUCAGCAGCAGCAGCAGCUGUUUGUGUGUUUUGUUUGUUUAUUGUUUUUAUUUCUUCUCGGUUCUCAAUGCGGAUUCUCUCCGCUUCCCGAGAAGCGCUUCUGUGCUUCUUGGUGUCGUUGCUUUUUUCUGCGAGUUUCUGCCAUGGCAGCAGUGAUGACAAGACAACAACUACAUCGUUGUUUGAAGUAGUUGGAACUGGAGAAUGUGCAGAUUGUUCUGAGAAUAAUUUUAAAACAAGUCAGGCUGUUUCAGGACUUCGUGUAACUAUAGAUUGUAAGCCAGAGAAUGGAGUGUUUAAAACAAGAGGAUCCGGCGAGCUUGAUGCAGAAGGGAAGUUCACGGUGUCUCUUCCUCAAGAGAUUGUUGAAGAUGGAAAACUUAAAGAAGAAUGCUAUGCACAACUUCACAGUGCAUCAGCCGCUCCUUGCCCGGCCCAUGACGGCCUAGAAUCCUCCAAGAUUGUGUUAAAAACAAAAACUAAUGGAAAGCAUACGUUUGGAUUGGCCGGAAAAACUCAAGUUUUCUCCAGUUACUUGUACCUCAGCCUUCUUGUGCCUCAUUAUAAGUACCCACCACUGCCUAAAUAUUCACACCCCAAGUUUAAUUUGCCGCCUUUGAAGAGCUUUGGCCACCACCCUUUCUCUUUCCCUCCUAAAGUCUUCCCUCCCAAGCCACCACUACCGUCGCUUCCACCAAAACCACCGCUAUCAAGAAGCCGUUUUCCCCAAAAUGCUUCCACCACCAGUUCCAUAAAGCCACUUCCACCACCUGUGCCAGUAGUUAGCCACUUCCACACCUGUGCCAGUAGUUAGCCACUUCCACCUCCGUUGCCGGUUAAGAAGUUCCCUCCAAGCCAAAACCUUCCACCACCAGUUCCAUAUAAGCCACUUCCACCACCUGUCCAGUAGUUAAGCCACUUCCACCUCCGUUGCCGGUUAAGAAGUUCCCUCCAAAGCCAAAAGUCCUUCCACCGAAGCCACCAGUGUCAAGAAGCCAUUUCCUCCAAAACCAAAGAUCUUCCCUCCAAAGCCCCCGCUCUUCAAGCCUCCUCAAUCCCUAAAGUGCUUCCUCCACCAGUUCCCAUUUACAAACCAAAACCAAAACCGCCAUAUUUGUUAAGCCACUCCCUCCUCCCCUCCCAAAGUGCUUCCCCCACCAGUUCCUAUAUACAAACCAAAACCAAAACCGCCAAUAUUUGUUAAGCCACUCCCUCCUCCCUCCCAAAAGUGCUUCCCCCACCAAUUCCUAUUUACAAACCGAAACCAAAACCACCGAUUUUCGUUAAGCCACUCCCUCCACUCCACAAGAAGCCUUGCCCGCCAUUGUCUAGCUUCCUCCUUUGCCCAAGAUCCCCCAAAGUAUUUCCACCACCCCAAGUUGGGAAAUGGCCACCCCUCCCACCGUUUUCUCCUCAUCUAAUUAGACCAUUAUGGCAAUACUAUUGUUAUUCAAUUCCCAGGUGUAAGUAGAAUGAAGAUUGCUUCUAUUAUUGAUAUCUAUGCUUAGCGUGAAGUUUAUGCUGUGCAAUAGGUCUUCGAGAUAGAGAGGACGACCCCAAAAAAGAAAAAAAAGUGUGGAUAGGUUUACAUUUUUUAUGAGUGAAGUUUGUUGUAUGUUGACUGAAACCUUUGUAAUAUUUAUCAUCUGAAUCAGUUUUCACUUUCA
Molecule: messenger RNA, 1688 nt
Organism: Pistacia vera
Lineage: Eukaryota; Viridiplantae; Streptophyta; Magnoliopsida; Sapindales; Anacardiaceae
Product: proline-rich protein 4-like
Exons: 2
Coding region: 89-835 (248 amino acids)
Source: RefSeq, a predicted model, not a curated record